Messenger RNA from Eutrema salsugineum, 903 nucleotides. RefSeq names its product NAP1-related protein 1. Gene Ontology annotation, cellular component: chromatin; nucleus. Bases 162 to 887 code for a protein of 241 amino acids. NCBI's taxonomy places the organism in Eukaryota, Viridiplantae, Streptophyta, Magnoliopsida, Brassicales, Brassicaceae. Gene Ontology annotation, biological process: nucleosome assembly. Gene Ontology annotation, molecular function: chromatin binding; histone binding. The record is from RefSeq and is a predicted model, not a curated record. The transcript is spliced from 8 exons.
UUGCCCACACUCGCACUUCAACAUCAGCAUAAACAUCAUCAGGAACUAGAGCUUUAGCAGCAAGUGAGAAACGAGGAGGAGGAGCCAAAUCCUCUCUCUUUCUUUGGAAUAAGGAUUUCUGAAUCUCUUUCUUUCGAGGUGAAAAAGGGAGUCAAGUGAAAAUGGUCGCGGACAAGAGCAAGAAGGCGAAAACUGAGGAGAAAGUCGAAGAGGAAAACGUGGAGCAAAUCGACGGCGAGCUUGUUUUCUCAAUUGAGAAGCUUCAGGAGAUUCAAGACGACCUCGAGAAGAUUAAUGAAAAGGCAAGCGAUGAGGUCUUGGAAGUGGAGCAGAAAUAUAACGAGAUACGAAAACCUGUCUAUGACAAGCGUAAUGAAGUUAUCAAAUCGAUUCCAGACUUUUGGAUAACUGCUUUUUUGAGUCAUCCUGCAUUAGGUGAACUCUUGACAGAAGAAGACCAAAAGAUUUUUAAGUACUUGAGCUCUCUGGAUGUGGAGGACGCAAAAGACGUUAAAUCUGGAUACUCGAUAACUUUUCACUUCAAUCCCAACCCAUUUUUUGAGGAUGCGAAACUUACUAAGACGUUUACCUUCCUCGAAGAAGGAACAACGAAGAUCACAGCAACUCCUAUCAAAUGGAAGGAGGGCAAGGGCUUGCCAAAUGGAGUGAACCAUGAUGAUAAGAAAGGAAACAAACGUACACUACCAGAGGAGAGCUUCUUUACUUGGUUUACUGAUGCUCAGCAUAAGGAAGAUGCUGGGGAUGAGAUUCAUGAUGAGGUUGCUGAUAUUAUCAAGGAAGAUUUGUGGUCCAACCCUCUCACCUACUUCAACAAUGUAAACAACUUAUCAUUUCACUUUCAAUCAUAUUACUUUUCUGUUGAAUAAAAAAGGUGCUCAAAGA